AUGUCGCUCCGCCAAAAAGCCGCCGCCGCCGCGUCCAGCACCGACACGCCACCGCGCGUGGUCGAGCCUUCCGACGACGUCGAGGAUGAAUACACGGCGCCGCGCACCCGCUCCGGCGCGCGCCGCCGCAACACGCCGCAAACUUCGCAGACGGCCGCCCAGGACUCGUCGUCCGACGCCGACAGCACGCCCGGGAAGCGCAAGUCGCGCACCCGCAGCCGAUCACCCGUCGACCCCAACAAGCUGUCGCGCAUGACGCCGCGCAUCGCCGAGCCGACACCGACCUCGCCACCCAACGGCAAAUCCACGACGACGACGGCGGCCGGUCCUGCGCAGCUCAACGGAGGCUUCCUCGCGCCGCCGCAGCCCGCCGGCGGUGGCUGGAGCUGGCGCGACUUCAGCCGCAGCCCGAGCCCGCUCGGCCUGAUCCCGAUCCAUCGGCACUUCAAGACGUUUGUGCACAAGCACGAGGUGCCGCGCAAGGCGCUGCACGUGUCGAUUGGCUUCUUCGUCGUGUGGCUAUACACGACGGGCACGCAGACGAGCUCGGUGGCGCCGUACCUGAUGGCGGCGCUGGUGCCCGUGGCGGCGACGGAUUUCCUGCGGCACCGCUUCGCGUCGGUCAACCGGCUGUACGUGCGGGCGCUGGGCGCGCUGAUGCGCGAGAGCGAGUACGCCGGGUACAACGGCGUCAUCUGGUACCUGCUCGGCGCGUGGAGCGUGCUGUACGCGCUGCCCAAGGACGUGGGCGUCAUGGGCGUGCUGCUGCUCAGCUGGUGCGACACGGCCGCCAGCACCUUUGGCCGCCUCUGGGGCCGCUACACCAUCCGCCUGCGCCGCGGCAAGUCGCUCGCCGGCUCUCUCGCCGCGCUGGCCGUCGGCGUCGCCACGUCCGUCUUCUUCUACGGAUGGCUGGUGCCCCGCUUCGGGCCCAUGCCCGGCGACGAGGGCUUCAUGUUCAAGAACGUUCUGGCCCUGCCCGCGGCGCUAGUGGGCGAGGAGAACCGCGAGGCCUGGUCCAUCACGGGCUCCCUGGCGCUGGGUGUCAUGUCGCUCGUCUCGGGCGUUGUGGCCUCGGCAAGCGAGGUGGUGGAUAUCUUUGGCUGGGACGACAACCUGACGAUUCCAGUCCUGAGUGGCCUGGGCAUUUAUGGCUUCCUCAAGGUGUUUGGCUAA
This is a messenger RNA of Akanthomyces muscarius, 1176 nucleotides long. RefSeq lists its product as uncharacterized. NCBI's taxonomy places the organism in Eukaryota, Fungi, Ascomycota, Sordariomycetes, Hypocreales, Cordycipitaceae. Bases 1 to 1176 code for a protein of 391 amino acids. Gene Ontology annotation, molecular function: ATP-dependent diacylglycerol kinase activity. The transcript has a single exon. Gene Ontology annotation, biological process: phosphatidic acid biosynthetic process. Gene Ontology annotation, cellular component: endoplasmic reticulum membrane. The record is from RefSeq and is a predicted model, not a curated record.